Alexandromys fortis (reed vole) is the source of this 4765-nucleotide messenger RNA. RefSeq names its product collagen type XXIII alpha 1 chain (gene Col23a1). Bases 109 to 1224 code for a protein of 371 amino acids. The record is from RefSeq and is a predicted model, not a curated record. NCBI's taxonomy places the organism in Eukaryota, Metazoa, Chordata, Mammalia, Rodentia, Cricetidae. The transcript is spliced from 24 exons.
UCAGGACGAGAUGGCUACCCGGGACCUCUGGGUCUGGAUGGCAAGCCAGGACUUCCGGGCCCCAAAGGGGAAAAGGGUGCACCAGGAGACUUCGGCCCGCGGGUAAGAAUGGAGCACCACCUCCCUCAUCCACUACACAUGGGAGCCCAAGGGCAAGAUGGAGCCGCAGGACCACCUGGGCCCCCUGGACCACCUGGGGCCCGGGGUCCUCCUGGUGACACUGGGAAAGAUGGCCCCAGAGGAGCUCAAGGCCCAGCGGGUCCCAAAGGAGAGCCUGGACAAGAUGGCGAGAUGGGCCCCAUGGGACCUCCAGGACCAAAGGGGGAUGAUGGGAUGCCCAGCCAGCCAGGACUCCCUGGACCCCCAGGGCCCAAGGGUGAGCCAGGGGAUGUGGGGCCCCAAGGAGAGAAUGGAGUGGACGGUGCCCCAGGACUGAAGGGGGAGCCGGGCCACCCAGGCACAGACGGAACCACAGGGCCCCGGGGUCACCCAGGCCUCAAGGGAGAGCAAGGUGAUACGGUGGUGAUCGACUACGACGGCAGGAUCUUAGAUGCCCUGAAGGGUCCUCCUGGGCCACAAGGAGCUCCAGGGCCACCAGGGAUCCCUGGACCCAAGGGUGAACUUGGAUUGCCUGGUGCCCCAGGAAUUGAUGGCGAGAAGGGUCCCAAAGGACCCAAAGGAGACCCAGGAGAGCCAGGGCCAGCUGGGCCCAAAGGCGAAACAGGCGAGAUGGGCCUGUCAGGCCUUCCGGGUGCUGAUGGUCCCAAGGGAGAGAAAGGAGAGUCAGGAUCCGACCACCUGCAGGAAAGCCUGGCCCAGAUCAUAGUGGAGCCGGGGCCUCCCGGUCCUCCUGGCCCCCCUGGUCCUAUGGGCCUUCAGGGGAUUCAAGGUCCCAAGGGCCUGGACGGAGCCAAGGGAGAGAAAGGUGCAUCGGGUGAGAGAGGCCCUCACGGCCUGCCUGGACCAGUUGGCCCACCAGGCCUUAUUGGGUUGCCAGGAACCAAAGGAGAGAAGGGUAGACCCGGAGAGCCAGGACUUGAUGGUUUCCCUGGACCCAGGGGAGAAAAGGGUGACCGGAGUGAACGUGGAGAGAAGGGAGAACGAGGGGUUCCUGGCCGGAAAGGAGUCAAGGGCCAGAAGGGAGAGCCAGGCCCACCGGGCCUUGACCAGCCAUGCCCCGUGGGCCCUGACGGGCUGCCGGUGCCUGGCUGCUGGCAUAAGUGAUCCUCAGACAUGGCUCCCAACCUGUACAGAUCUGUUUGGAUGUUUUUAACUUGUGUAAAAACAAAACAGUAAUAUAUUGAUCUUCUUUAUGGGAUGUGCCAACGGUGGCCUUUAAACAUUUGAGAGUGUGCCAACCAGCCCUAGGACAACCUACACAGGAAGUCGGCAGGAAAGAAGACAGGCCACUCUGGAGAGACUUGUUUGUACGUGAGGGCCCCCGGCAGGGCCUGGCUUUCCUAGAGAAGAAAACGAAGGUGAAAAACGCCUGGCUCAGGUGAGGCUGGACAGACUCCAGGUUGGGCCUGCAAUCACCUGAUUAGCAGAGACACACAACAACUCUCCUCUGACGCCCCACUGCCCCGUCGUCUCACUGCCCAACAAGACCCCCUUGGACGACUGUUGUACCUUCUUGCCUCUGGACCCUGCCACACUCAGCUGCACUGAGACUCUGUGUUCAACAGGGCAGGCGACGAUUCCUAGAAUCCAGCACUUGGAGAGAAGGUGAUGGAAAGAACCAAGAAGGCCUUGCUGUACCCAAGCUCGGUAGGCUUCCAAAGGCCACUGUGAGAGGAGUUUGUGUCCUCGGGCCUUGGGAAGUGGCAGGGCUCUAUGAAUGCCUCGGUGUGGCAGCUCAGUGACCCCUGACUGUAGGGUAGGGAGACCCAGAUGCACUAGUUGCUACUUCCAGUCUCCUCUCCUCACCCAAAGCAGGAACAGAAGAACUUUGUCAGCUCUGAGGAGACAGGCCUCUUGUUCAGAACUUGGGUCUCACUGGCCCCAAGUCUCCCACCUAGAACUCUGGUCAGCCUGGCAGAAACUGGCCUCCUAGUAGGUGGUACAGACACCAUGAACCCAAAGGCUGGUCCUUGCUAGCCUGAACAAAACACCUAUGACAGAAACCCCUGUCCUCCGAGAAGGGGCUUCAACACUGCUAACAAAGGUUCCUAGCUACCCACUCCAUCCACGGUCUCCCUCUCCUCUCCGUGCCAAGGUGUAAUAAACCACACGUGUGUGUCUGGGUAUGUCUGUCCUUGCAGACUUCUGUGGUCACCUCUAGCUGAGUUCACCCUGCUGGUUCCUGCUGAAGAGGAAAAGGGCUCUCCCUAGGGGGAGAGCCAUCCCAGAAUCGAGAAUAUAGUUAAGGGUUAGGAGAUAGGAGGGUAUAGGCUCAAGACCUGGACCCAUAGAUGUCAGCAGAAUCCUGGGACCAGUCAUAUAACAUCACUAAGUUCCUGUGUCCUCUUCUGCUGUGCUUCCUAAGCAAGAACACUCCAAACUUGUUGCCUCAAAAUAUUCAACCUCUCAGUUCCAAGGAUUCAAGAGGACGAGCUGGGUGGGUCUCUCUUGGACUCUUCCUCAUCCGGUGAGUGGUACCUGUCAGCUAGGAUCCCAAUGGCCCUGACACCUACCUACCUACGACCCGUUUGAAUGGCCUGGGCUACCUCACAGCAUGGCCACAGGAUUCCUGGAAAGCUGUGUCACCUUGUAUGACAAAGCCUCCGAAGUCAUAUGCUGUCACUUCCUGCCAGAGACAGAGGUUCAUCCCAAUGGAAGGGGGAAAAGACAGACCCAUCUCUCAAUGAGCAAAAUGUCGAUGUCAUAUUUAAAUGAGAAAAUUUGAGAGAGUGGAUCUUGUUGUAGCCCUUCAGAAAUAAACCCAGCUUUCGUGUAGCCCAGGCUAGCCUUGAAAUCACUAUGUAGCUUCGGAUGACCUUAAAUUUCUGACCCUCCAGUCUCUACUUCCAAAUGCUGGGAUUACAGUUAGUGCAUCCAUUUUUUUUACAGCGCUGGGAACUGACCCUAAGGCUUUCCACAUGCUAGGCAAGCACUUGACCAACUAAGCUACAUUCUUAGCCUUUGUUGUAUAACAUCUUAAGAAAUGCCUCCUGGGGCUGGAGAGAUGGCUCAGCAGUUAAGAGCAUUGUCUGCUCUUCCAAAGGUCCUGAGUUCAAUUCCCAGCAACCACAUAGUGGCUCACAACCAUCUGUAAUGAGGUCUGGUGCCCUCUUCUGGCCUGCAGGCAUAUACACACAGAAUAUUGUAUACAUAAUAAAUAAAUAUUUUUUUAAAAAGAAAACAUCAUUUAAAAAAAAAAGAAAUGCCUCCUGCCACUCCUCUGUAGCAUGAGACAGUAAUACUUAAAAUUCGGAUGUGGUCCAGUAUGAUUCAGCUUUGUAGACUACACAGAGAGCUUAGAACAUUCAGACACCCCAAAGUCCCUGUGGCUGGUUGUCCUCCCUGUAUCUGCCCCAGGGUCAAGUAGUAAUCACAGUAUUGUCUAGGGGACCCAUGUCAUACCUCUGCAUAUCUUUAGAACAACCUGGGGAGAUGCCCAGCAAAUGUGCCCAUGUCACGGAUGACAAACCCACACUCUUUCUCUGUGUGUAGAGAAAAGCAGGAGGCUGCAAUAACAAUGUCUCUGGCCUCCUUCCUCUAAGGACUGAAGUCUGUGGAGGACCAUACUCACCAGACCAUACGCAGACUUAUUGGUGUGCAGUAGGGGCCCAGCCACACAGGUUAUGUCAGGUCCCUACCUCUGUCCCUCUGAGGAGCUGUCGAUACGUAGACAGACCAUGCUCUCUGCCAGUUGACUGGGUCAACUGGGAAACCAGAAAUAAGAAAAGGAAGAUGGGUGGAGUGGGCCGAAAGGACUGAUGUGGCUCUGGUGUCAAUGUCUGCUCUGGAGACACAGCAUAGCCUCCCCAGCCUGCCAUACUGGGUGCACUCCUCUUUCCGCCGAAGAACUUGGUCCCCUCAUCCGUCCUGCAAAGAGAGGGGCUGCAGUGGUAGGUGUCACUAUGUCCAUUUUACAGAUGGGAAACCUGAGGCUCUGAGUAGGUAGUCAGCUGUUCAGGAAUGCACAGCCAGGCUGGAGUGACAGGCUUGGAAUUAGACCCAUGCUCUUAGAAGUCACCUCCUUUGUCUGCAGAAUUGUGUGGCAGUGUAUGGAAUCUGCUGGGAGGUCCCUUGUCAAUGGGUGGACAGCAAGUAGAGCUUGGUGGGGGUCGAAAGCCAGGGGUCUCCCUGUUCUUUCUCAGCCGGGCUGCAGUAGACCAUUCUUGGCCCGUUGCUGCCCUCUUGUGGCCUCAUACCUGAGUCCUUGCACAAGGACAUGCAAAGCCACUUGAGUCCUAGGCCAGCCUGGAGUGAGGACAGAGAUUGACUUGUUCAGGGUCUCAGAUGAAACAAUGGGGAACGCCUUGCCUCACCAAUGAGCCUCAAGGACUGAGAGGCUUUGGGUCUCCCUGUCUAGAGAAGAGGCUCUCUGUAAGUCAUUCAAUUCUGGAAGGAGAGAGGAGUCUGUUUAUUGAGUCCUGAAGUGUUCCGUGACAGCUAAAGCAACCACCAGGAUGGCUGUCCCCCUGAACAGAUGGACCUGCGGCUUGAGAGACGCUGACUGACUCCAUUCCCACCCUUAGAGAAGGCCUUCAGUUAUCACAGAACUGGGGGACACUCCUGCUGUUCAGUGGACAGAGUCAAGGCGAGCAUACAUCUGAAAUCCUGGACACUCCUGGCCAGUGGUGAACAUGCCCACUGAGGA